This is a messenger RNA of Solanum lycopersicum (tomato), 786 nucleotides long. NCBI's taxonomy places the organism in Eukaryota, Viridiplantae, Streptophyta, Magnoliopsida, Solanales, Solanaceae. The record is from RefSeq and is a predicted model, not a curated record.
AUGGCAGCAUAUUUGAAUGGGGCACAAGUGGAGUACUUGGUGGUAGUAUUUAAAGGGUUUAAAGGAGCCAUUGGGUGGACUUUUGCGGAUAUUAUUCGUAUCCCACCAGCAAGUGAUAAAAUUCCAUCUGACUUGUCUUUCUAUCAAAGGAAAUUGUUCAUGUUUGAUUUAAAGAAGUUCUUUUGGGAUGAUCCUUACUUCAAUCGGAGUUGUGCAGAUGGGAUUUUUCACUAUUGUGUACCAAAGGUUGAGAUGUUGAGUGUUUUGGAGGCAUAUCACUCCUCGUCUGUGGGUGGGCACUAUAGUGGUAUCCGGACUGCGCAUAAAUUCUUGCAUUAUGGGUACUAUUGGCUAUCCAUUCACCAAGAUGCUCACGAGUUUGCCAAAUUUUGUGAUUUGUGCCAACAAGAUAGAAGGAUCUCUAAAAGGCAAGAGCUCUCUUUCAAUCCUAUUCUGGUGUAUGAGUUAUUUGAUAUAUGGGGCAUUGAUUUUAUGGUCCCAUUUGUGAGUUCUCAUAGAAUGAAGUAUAUACUUGUGGAGGUUGACUAUGUGUCAAAAUGGGUGGAAGCAAUAACACUUCCUUACAAUGAAGGAAAGAGUGUCACCGCAUUCUUGAAAAAGAAUAUCUUCUCCAUAUUUGGUACACCUAGGGUCAUUAUUAGUGAUGGUGGCUCUAACUUUUGUAAUAAGUUGUUCAAAGGGAAAUUGGAGAAAUAUGGGGUUCUCCAUAAUGUGGUUACUCCUUAUCAUCCACAAACAAGCGGAGAAGUUGAGGUCUCCAAUUGA